Penicillium riverlandense is the source of this 1482-nucleotide messenger RNA. Its product is annotated as basic helix-loop-helix domain-containing protein. The transcript has a single exon. Gene Ontology annotation, molecular function: RNA polymerase II cis-regulatory region sequence-specific DNA binding; DNA-binding transcription factor activity, RNA polymerase II-specific; protein dimerization activity. Lineage: Eukaryota; Fungi; Ascomycota; Eurotiomycetes; Eurotiales; Aspergillaceae. The record is from RefSeq and is a predicted model, not a curated record. The coding region runs from base 1 to 1482 and encodes 493 amino acids. Gene Ontology annotation, biological process: regulation of transcription by RNA polymerase II.
AUGUCGCACUCCGGUUAUAGCAACCAAUUCGGGACCCCCAACGAUGGGGUGGACCCCUCCGAUUUGACGAUGCAGCAGGGUGGCUUCAUGUCCUACCCCUUUGGCUCCCAGCAGAACAUGUCAUCCAGCUUCAACUUUGGAAACUCCGGCAUCGAUACCGACGAACUGCUAGAUUUGGAGAUUAGUGGACAGAACGGUGUCCAGCGCGGAGAUAACAUAAACUAUCUCCAGGAUCAAUCUGGCGGGGGCAUUGCCAUGAGCCACCAAAGUCAAAUGUCGCACAUGUACUCCAACACCCCCGAAAAUGCGCCGCUGGCCAGCCCAUUUGUUCACAACAGCUUCAACUACGAGCAGUUCCGGCAGAUGAACGUGCCCAACCUGCAACACGCCAGUUCCUUUGACCAGAAUUACUUGAACGCCAAGUCGCGCCCGGGCCUGCAGCCGAUGGACCGUGCCUCCUCGGAUACCCGUAGCCCCAUGACGCCGAAGACACCUGCCAUGGGAUCGCUGACCUUGGGCACGCCAGAAUCUGGCAGCUAUCCUUCCCAGCCAAUCCGGACCGGCCUGUCGCACCGUCACCAGAAGAGCCUGUCCAACCAAUGGGAUGGGACACCCGGCAGCGCCCAUUCGUAUGUCGAUUCGCCUAUCUCCUCGCCAGGUCACCAGUCACACCCAGGCAUUUCAGAGAUUCUCAAGUCUGGCAAGCAUGCCUCCUUGCCGGCCAAGGUCGACCUUCCUGGAUCUACCCAGGAUCUCGAGUCACAAGAGGCCAAGCGCCGACGUCGCCGUGCCUCUCACAAUCUGGUCGAGCGACGACGCCGUGACAACAUCAAUGAGCGCAUCCAAGAUCUCUCCCACCUGGUGCCGCAACAUCGAUUGGAAGAUGACAAGGUCCGCAAGCAGCUUGUGAACAACAAUGCUCUUUCCGUCGCCGGUGCCGGUGGAAACGCCGCCACCUCCCUUCUUGCAGGAGGCAAUGGCCGCCGGGCCACCCCAGGAAAUAUUACCAUGGGUCUGCCGAUUGAAGAGAAGGAGAAGGGCCCUAACAAGGGUGACAUCCUGAACGGUGCGGUUAGCUGGAUGCGCGAUCUGAUGUGGGUGCUACAUGUCAAAUUUCAGCAAGAAGCCGAACUCGCCGAGUUGAUCGGCAGCCUUGGCGGGUCAUGGCCGUUUGAGCAGACAGAAGAGGAGAAGCGCAUGCGUAGCGAGAUUCUGGAUGCAUUGGAGAAUAACGACCCCAGCUCCUUCAGCUACACCCGCGGCCCCGGCAGUGGUCUGCGUGUGCCGAAGCACACGAAUAUGGCCGGCGAGCCGUUGAGCGGCGGCAGCGACGGGCUGACGCCGCCGAGUCUGAGCCCAUCCUUCCACAGCGGCGCCAGCAGCGCCAACGGUGUUCCCGGUCAGCCGCAGUAUUGGAAUAGCGCUGGCCACGCGGCGAUGAGCUUCAAGGAAGAGGAUGAGUAUGCGAUGGAGAUGAACUGA